Messenger RNA from Aspergillus japonicus CBS 114.51, 642 nucleotides. RefSeq lists its product as uncharacterized. Lineage: Eukaryota; Fungi; Ascomycota; Eurotiomycetes; Eurotiales; Aspergillaceae. Bases 106 to 528 code for a protein of 140 amino acids. The record is from RefSeq and is a predicted model, not a curated record. The transcript has 2 exons.
CUUCUUUCUUCGUGGCUGUUUCAGCUCCGCCAACUACAUUACUUACUCUUUGUAAUACCGACCAACGCCUUCAAUGUACCAUAAGAAAACCACCAUACAUUAGCAAUGGGGACCAGCCCCGUUCCAGCGAACAAAUAUCAUCCCAAGACAUACCAUACCAGCUACGCAACCCACCAGCAUCAAGUCCUUAUACCCAUUAAAUCUUUGCCUCGAACCCACCCUCCCAAAUCAAAGUCCCAUGUUAUCUCCCUCGCAAAUCGAGUCCUCAUACCCAUAGGAGAUACACCGCCAAACACCAGAAAAAAAGCACCCAACGUAAAGAACCACCAACAAGGGAUUGAACUUCUCUCCUACUCCUCCUCCUCCCCCCCCCUUCCUUCCUCCGGAACCACAAACCCUCGUCGCACCUGUCCGACGCAUCGCCCGAGAACGCCAACCAGAGUCGCAUAUCCCUCCGCUCCCUGUCUGUCCUUCAUCGGCGCCGAAGACGAGAGCAGUACUAGUACUAGUAGUACCUGUCCAGGCUGAGGUCACAGGGUGAGGAAGAGAGAGAGAGAUUAUAGCCUCCGCACACGCGGUAGCGCUAGGGGUUAGGCAGGCAGUCAAUCCGUGCGGUGGCAUUAAAUAUUCGAGUACAGGUCA